Molecule: messenger RNA, 1566 nt
Organism: Colletotrichum truncatum
Lineage: Eukaryota; Fungi; Ascomycota; Sordariomycetes; Glomerellales; Glomerellaceae
Product: glucose transporter rco-3
Biological process (GO): carbohydrate transport; transmembrane transport
Cellular component (GO): membrane
Molecular function (GO): carbohydrate:proton symporter activity
Source: RefSeq, a predicted model, not a curated record
AUGUCGGCAUUCCGACGAGAUUUCACGACCGGUUAUCACGAUGCGAACAACCAGCCUGCCAUAUCACCGGCUGAAUCCUCCAUUAUCGUCGCUAUUCUAAGCGCUGGUACCGUUCUCGGCGCACUUCUCGCCGCUCCUAUAGGCGAUGCCUGGGGUCGCCGCAUCUCCCUCAUUCUGUCCGUCGGCGUAUUCAGUUUCGGUGGUAUUUUUCAAGUCUGCGCGCACGAUAUUCCGAUGCUAUUGGUUGGAAGGUUUUUUGCUGGUGUCGGAGUUGGGUCCAUCUCAGUACUCGUCCCAGUCUAUCAGUCGGAAAUGGCACCGAAAUGGAUUCGAGGUACCCUUGUCUGCGCCUACCAACUAUCCAUCACAAUAGGCCUACUAUCUGCAUCCUUCGUCAACAUUCUGACCGAAAAGCUGCAUACCGCCGCCGCUUACCGAAUCCCCCUCGGCCUCCAACUUGUAUGGGCUGUGGUACUCGCUCUCGGCCUACUUGUCCUACCUGAGACGCCUCGUUAUCUCGUCAAGAAGGGCAAACCAGAAGCCGCUGGCUUGUCACUCAGUCGCCUCCGACGUCUCGAUAUUACUCAUCCUGCCUUGCUUGAUGAGCUGCAGGAGAUUGUUGCUAACCAUGAAUAUGAGCUCACCUUGGGUCCAGAUUCAUACAGGGAAAUCUUUUAUGGAUCCCCUCACCUUGGUCGACGAACACUCACUGGAUGCUGCUUGCAAAUGCUGCAGCAACUGACAGGUAUCAACUUCAUUAUGUACUACAGCACGAGCUUCUUUGACGGCGUCAAACUCGAUAACCCGUAUCUCAAAGCUCUUAUCAUCAACAUCAUCAAUGUCGUAUCAACAGUUCCUGGACUCCUAGUCAUCGAGUCUUGGGGUCGUCGUAAGCUUUUGAUGGUCGGUGCUAUCGGCAUGGCCGUCUGCCAACUUCUUAUUGCUUCCUUCACCACAGCCGCCGGAGACAAUCUCCAGAAAGCCGCCCAAACCAUUCUUAUCGUGUUCUGUGCAAUUUACAUUUUCUUCUUUGCAGCAUCAUGGGGCCCCGUCGCAUGGGUUAUCACUUCCGAAAUUUACCCUCUCAAGGUUCGUGCGAAAGCCAACUCGAUCUCCACCGCCUCCAACUGGCUGCUCAACUUCGGCAUUGCGUACGGAACUCCUUUCAUGGUUGGCUCCGGGCCAGGUUAUGCCGACAUUGGGCCCAAAAUCUUCUUCCUUUGGGGGGCUUUCUGUAUCCUAGCCGUUCUGUUUGUCUGGUGCAUGGUAUUCGAGACAAGCAAGAUCAGCUUAGAACAGAUAGAUGAGAUGUAUGAGCGUGUCGACUACGCCUGGAACAGUACCAGGUUCGAACCAAGCUGGAGCUUUCAGCAAAUGUUGAACGAUGGAUGGUCACCAAGUGCCCAGCCUCCACCAGAACACGAACUGCAACAAACGCAAACAAAUUCCACAACACAUACAAACUCAAAUUCAGCAACGUCAACAAACACCGCCGCCACUGGGACCUCGACAUCAGCGGAAGCAAAGAUGCUAUCCCAGAUGGGCAAUGUUGAUUUCAGCUACUGA